Messenger RNA from Scheffersomyces stipitis CBS 6054, 3117 nucleotides. RefSeq lists its product as uncharacterized. Gene Ontology annotation, biological process: ribosome-associated ubiquitin-dependent protein catabolic process; rescue of stalled cytosolic ribosome. Gene Ontology annotation, cellular component: RQC complex. NCBI's taxonomy places the organism in Eukaryota, Fungi, Ascomycota, Pichiomycetes, Serinales, Debaryomycetaceae. The transcript has 2 exons. The coding region runs from base 1 to 3117 and encodes 1038 amino acids. Gene Ontology annotation, molecular function: tRNA binding; ribosomal large subunit binding. The record is from RefSeq and is a predicted model, not a curated record.
AUGAAGCAAAGAAUCACCGGUCUAGACCUCCAGAUCAUCACCCGUGAAUUGGUAGCUUCUAUAGCAAACUACAGAUUACAGAAUAUUUACAACCUUGCAGGCUCAAAUAGACAGUAUGUGUUGAAGUUCUCUGUUCCAGACUCUAAGAAGAUCGUAGUUUUAGACUGCGGAAAUCGUGUUCAUUUAACCGAUUUUGAUCGUCCUACCACGCCAGCUCCUUCCAAUUUUGUUAGCAAGUUGAGAAAGCACUUGAAGACAAGAAGAUUGUCAGGUAUCAAACAGGUUGGAAAUGACAGAGUGCUUGUAUUAGAGUUCAGCGAUGGAUUGUUCUACUUGGUGUUGGAAUUUUUCAGUGCUGGAAACGUUUUGCUCUUGGAUGACAACUUGAAGAUACUCUCGUUGCAGAGAAAUGUAAAAGAAAAAGGCGAAAACGACAAAUAUGCCGUAAACGAAAUCUACAAAAUGUUUGACAAGUCUCUUUUUAGUGAAGACUUCAAAUACGAGAAGCGUGAUUACAAUGUAGACGAAAUCAAAGCUUGGAUUAAAGAGCAGAGAAUCAAGGUAGAAAACCAACUGCAAGAGCCAUCUUCAGGUAAAAAGAGUAAAGUAUUUUCCAUUCACAAGUUGCUCUUUGUAAAUGUUAGUCAUUUAUCUAGUGAUUUGAUUUUAAAAAAUUUGCAGAAUGCUGGCAUAAGUGGCUCGUCUAGCUGUUUCGAGUUUGCAGAAGACAAUGAGAAACUAUCCACGAUUGUCGGUGCCUUGGAUAAGUCUGAACAGGAGUACAUUUCAUUUAUCUCUGCUGGGGACAACGAGCAAACUAAUGGAUUUAUUGUAUCCAAAAAGAAUCCUUUGUACAAUCCUUCUGAAGAGCAUAGUGACAAUGACCUCGAAUAUGUCUAUGACGAGUUUCAUCCCUUCAAGCCUUUCAAGAAGAAUUUAGAAGGAUAUAAGUUCACUGAAAUAGAAGGUUACAAUAAGACUUUGGAUACAUUCUUUUCUGCUCUUGAAUCUACCAAAUUUGCAUUAAAGAUCGAACAACAGAAGCAGAAUGCCAAUAAAAGAUUGGAAAACGCUCGUAGUGAAAGAAACAAACAGAUACAGUCCUUGAUCCAACAGCAGGAGACAAACUCCAAGAAAGGGGAUACUAUCAUUUAUCAUGCUGAUUUAGUAGCAUCGUGUAUUUCAGCCAUACAGAAAAUGCUAGACAAGCAAAUGGAUUGGGGUAACAUAGAAGCCAUUGUCAAACAUGAGCAAAGUAGUGGCAACGAGAUUAUGUCUACAAUCAAGUUGCCUCUCAAUCUUAACGAGAACAAAAUUAACUUGGUAUUGCCAGAUCCGGAACAUAUUUCAUAUUCCGAAGAUGAUAAUUCUGACAAUUCUGAUAGCGAUUCUGAAUCGGAUUCGCAGUCGGAGUCGGAGUCUGAAUCUGAGUCCGAAUCAGAAUCAGAAAGCGAAAAUGAUUCAGAUAGCGAUUCCGAUUUGGAGAUGACUCGUAAGAAGGCAAAAUCUCCAAGAGAAUCUUCCAAAGAAAAAAAGAAGAAGGUUCCACAUACCCUUUCCGUUUGGAUUGAUUUGUCUUUGUCGCCUUAUGCCAAUGCAAGAUUGUAUUUCGAAAGCAAGAAGAGUGCUGAAAGCAAGAAAGAAAAGGUGGAGAAGAAUACUGAAAUGGCUCUUAAGAAUGCUGAAAGAAAGAUCAAACAAGAUUUGGCUCAUAACUUGAAAAAUGAACACGACACUUUGAAACAGUUGAGACCAAAGUAUUGGUUUGAGAAGUUCUACUGGUUUGUUUCUAGUGAAGGCUAUUUAUGUUUGGCAGGGAGAGACCCUUCUCAAACUGAUAUGAUUUACUACAGAUUCUUCAAUGACAAUGACUUCUUUGUGUCAGCUGAGAUGGAAGGCUCCUUGAAGGUGUUCGUCAAGAAUCCUUUCAAGGGUGAAAGUGUUCCUCCAUAUACUUUGAUGCAAGCCGGUAACUUCGCCAAGUCUACAUCCACUGCUUGGAGCGGAAAGGUGUCUACAUCUGCUUGGGUAUUACAUGGGUCUGAUGUGUCCAAGAAAGAUUUCGAUGGCUCAUUAUUAGCAGGUGGUGAGUUUAACUAUAAGUCAAAGAAAGAGUUCUUACCACCAACUCAAUUGACUAUGGGAUUUGGUCUCUACUUAUUGGGUGACGAAGAAACUGCUCAAAAGUAUACAAAACUCAGAGUUAAUAAAGAAGUGGAGCACGGUUUUAAGGUCGUAAUGGAUAACAAGAAGAAAGACUUGGAAGACUUGAUCAAGCAGUUGGAAACUUCUGAACUAGGAGAAGACAAUUUAGAAGGUGCAGCUGUAGAAAAUGAUGAAAAAACAGAAACAGCUAAAGAUAAUAAAAACGGUAGCCUGGAGCCAGAAGAGUCAAAUGAAAGUGACGACAUUGUUUCAAUUCAGUCUUCUGUAAGUGAAGCAGGCAAAAAUAAUUCUACCAGAGUGAGAGGGAAGAAAGCAAAAUUGAAGAAAAUGGCACAAAAAUAUGCGGAUCAAGAUGAAGAAGAAAGAAGAUUGAGAAUGACUGCAUUAGGAACUUUGCACCAAGUCGAGCAGCAGCAAAAGGAGAAAGAAAUCGAACUUCAGAAAGCUGCUGAAAAAGAAAAGGAAAAGUACCGAGAAUCGGCAGCUGUCCAAAGGCGCAAGAAAGAACAACAAAGAGAAUUGCAACGUUACUUGGAAGAUGAAAACGAAGACGAAGCUAGUGCAAUGAAUUAUCUUGAGAUCUUGGAUUCUUUCCUUGCUAAGCCACAACCAAACGAUAAAUUUUCCGCCAUUGUCCCCGUAUUUGGACCAUGGUCCGCAUUGCAGAAAUUAAAAUACAAAGUCAAGAUUCAACCCGGUUCAGGAAAGAAAGGGAAGUGUAUCAACGACUCGAUGCAUUACUUCACCACCCGUAAAGAGGAUAGCACUAGUACAGAUACCGAUUUGGACUGGCCAGCCGAAAGACAAUUGAUCAAUGAGAGCAAGCCCAACGACUUGUUGGGAGUCUUUACGGUCGGAAAAGUCAAGUUGGUACUUCCUGGUGGACAGGACAGUAACAAUAAGAUGAAGGCUUCCAAAAAGCCGGCCAAAAAAGGUGGGAAAAAGAAGUAG